Molecule: messenger RNA, 1191 nt
Organism: Talaromyces proteolyticus
Lineage: Eukaryota; Fungi; Ascomycota; Eurotiomycetes; Eurotiales; Trichocomaceae
Exons: 1
Coding region: 1-1191 (396 amino acids)
Biological process (GO): maturation of SSU-rRNA from tricistronic rRNA transcript (SSU-rRNA, 5.8S rRNA, LSU-rRNA)
Cellular component (GO): nucleolus; small-subunit processome
Source: RefSeq, a predicted model, not a curated record
AUGGCCGAGGAAACAACACCGCCGGCGGAUGCGCGCGCGGAAAUAUCUACUCUUCUCGAGACAGUGGCAACAUGUUUAAACAGCACGUCGACUUCAUUGCCUUCUUCUACCGCGCCAGAAGACUCUUCCACCCCGACUAUCAUCCCACCUGCGGACGGCAUCUCCCUGCUCGACACGAAAAGCGAAUUGCUACUAUCCUACCUGCAGAACCUUGUUUUUCUCUCCCUCUUUCAAUUGCAGAGGCUAGGAAAGAAUGGACAGGCCAGCAGCGAAGUCUCACAAGAUGAUAUUAUCAAGAAAUUAACAGAACUGCGAGUGUACCUCGACCGAGGGGUGAGGCCACUGGAGGGGAGGCUAAAAUAUCAAAUUGACAAAGUUGUCAAAGCCGCAGAUGAUGCGGAAAGAACGACACGGUCACAAUCCAAAACUACAGGAAAGAAAUCGAAAAAGACCAGGAAUGAAGAGGUCUCUGAUGAAGAUGAGGAAGAUUCUGACUCUGGUGAAGAUGAUGAAGAAGAAAAUGAGGAUGAUGAAGAAAUUGACGAAAUGGCCUACCGCCCUAAUAUUUCAGCAUUCUCUAAGAAUUUCCAGAAACCUGAGAAGGACUCCCAAGCGUCGUCGUCAAGGGACAGACGAAAAGAACAGCAGUCCUCGGACGGAAUCUACAGACCUCCAAAGAUUAAGCCAACCGCACUACCUACAACAGAAAGCCGUGAACGCGGACGUGGUCGCGAUAAACGGCCUAAGAAAUCUAGCGUCAUUGACGAAUUCGUCUCUAACGAAAUGUCAUCUGCGCCAAUGGCCGAGCCAAGUAUUGGAAGCACAAUUCAGCGUGGUGGACGACAGGUGGUUAGUCAAAGAGACCGACAGCGGGAGGCCGAACGACGCGCCUAUGAAGAAACCAAUUUUGUGCGCUUGCCAAAGGAGAGUAAAAAGGAACGUGCCCGGAGACAAGCACGUGAAGGGCCGAGGGCUGGUGGGUUUGGAGGUGAAGAAUUCCGGUUGCUUAGUGAAGGCGCAGACCGAAUUGGUAGACUUACAAAACGAGCUACGGGAGGCUCAAGGAGUGGUGGAGCUUUGGAGAAGAGCAGGAAACGGGGUUUCACAGAGGAUGGACCAAGAGCUGAUGGUGCUGCUAUUGGUCAGUCGUUUGAAAAGAGAAGGAAAAAGGUGGAGGGGUGGAAAAAGUGA